GAACGGGAAGCACUAGGGAAGACCUUUAUUUGCCCGGGCGUCGGACUUCUGGAGUCAGCUUGGAGGUCGUGGUGGGAGGAGUCGUGUCUCCACCUCCUAGCGUGCUGUUCGCACAGUUACCUGGGCAGUAUUUUAUUUUUGCCUUGUCGCUUCGGUUUUCCUUUCGUGCGGGGCUGAGAAUCUGGGCAGAGGCUGGCAAUGAUUCCCCCGGCUGUGCAGAACCUUCGGGAGGUGAUGAAGUUCAUCAAGGAUACGCGAGGCUUUGAUAGAGUUUUAGAAAAGGUUACGAUUCUUUCUACAAGCCCUGGAAAGGUGGUUUGUGAAAUGAAAGUUGGAGAAGAACAUACCAAUAGGUUCGGCACUCUACAUGGUGGUUUAACAGCAACUCUGGUAGACGUUAUAUCUGCAAUUGCUUUGAUGAACACAGAAAGGGGAAUACUUGGAGUCAGUGUGGACAUGAACAUAACGUACUUGUCCCCGGCUAAGGUAGGAGAAGAAAUAUUGAUUGCUGCUCACAUUCUGAAGAAAGGAAAAACUCUUGCCUUUGCAAGUGUGGACCUGACAAACAAGACCACAGGAAAGUUGGUAGCACAAGGUAGACAUACAAAACACCUAGGAAGCUAAAAGCACAAUUUCUUUAAAGCUGUUCAAGAAGCAAUCAUGAUUACAUUGUAUUUAUAUUUGAAGUAACUUUAAAAAUAAACAAUUUUAGUUGUGAAAUUCA
Molecule: messenger RNA, 724 nt
Organism: Vombatus ursinus (common wombat)
Lineage: Eukaryota; Metazoa; Chordata; Mammalia; Diprotodontia; Vombatidae
Product: acyl-coenzyme A thioesterase 13-like
Exons: 3
Coding region: 199-624 (141 amino acids)
Molecular function (GO): fatty acyl-CoA hydrolase activity
Source: RefSeq, a predicted model, not a curated record